AUGGACACAGACGAACAAAAACCAGGUCUUGAAACACCAUUUGUUUCAAAAUCUGAAGAAAAUGGUGCUGAGUCCAAGGAGGGACUCAACAAAGAUGAGAUCUUCAUGGAAGCAAAGAAGCAGUUGUUGCUAGGAGGGCCUCUGGUGAUUUCAGUCAUGUUUGUUGGUCAUGUUGGAGAACUAGCUCUUUCCGGUGCUUCCAUGGCCACUUCCUUCGCUUCUGUCACCGGCUUCAGCUUUUUGAUCGGAUUGGCAUGUGCAUUAGACACCUUCUGUGGUCAGUCCUAUGGAGCAAAACAGUAUCACAUGCUUGGGAUACACACACACAGAGCAAUGUUUGUCCUCCUACUAAUCAGCAUUCCUCCGGCUUGUGUUUGGGCCAUUACCGGCCAUAUUCUUGAAUUCCUAGGACAAAAUCCCCAAAUAUCAGGCGAAACUGGAGGUUAUCCUCGUUUCAUGAUUCCUACCAUUUUUGAUAUGGCACUUCUUCAAUGUUGUUGGAGAUAUAGCAGUAGCCUAGUUUAUUAG
Ilex paraguariensis (yerba mate) is the source of this 528-nucleotide messenger RNA. NCBI's taxonomy places the organism in Eukaryota, Viridiplantae, Streptophyta, Magnoliopsida, Aquifoliales, Aquifoliaceae. The record is from the annotation of a GenBank genome assembly.